CCUUUGAUGCUGUGGGAGGCUACGGGGCCCUGAUGGAGAAGUACAUGAACGCCACGCCCAGCAUGCUGGGGAACAUGUCAGACGCGUGUGCCGCUCCGCGCGCCGAUGCUCUGCACAUGCUGCGGGAUGCCGAGGUCGGGGAUCUGCCGUGGCCAGCUCUCAUGGUGGGAUUGACCAUCGUGGCCACCUGGUAUUGGUGCAGUGACCAGGUCAUCGUUCAGCGCUGUCUGGCCGCUCGCUCCCUCACGCAUGUCAAGCUGGGAUGCGUUCUGUGCGGUUACCUGAAGAUCCUCCCCAUGUUCCUGAUGGUAAUGCCGGGAAUGAUUAGCCGUGUCCUGUACCCCGAUGAAGUCGCUUGUGUGGUCCCCGAAGAAUGUCAGCGGAUCUGCAGCUCACCGAUUGGAUGUUCCAACAUUGCCUAUCCCAAGCUGGUGGUAGCUCUGAUGCCGAGAG
This is a messenger RNA of Nanorana parkeri, 453 nucleotides long. Its product is annotated as sodium/glucose cotransporter 2-like. The record is from RefSeq and is a predicted model, not a curated record. Gene Ontology annotation, cellular component: plasma membrane. The annotation marks the transcript as partial. The transcript has 3 exons. Gene Ontology annotation, molecular function: D-glucose:sodium symporter activity. NCBI's taxonomy places the organism in Eukaryota, Metazoa, Chordata, Amphibia, Anura, Dicroglossidae. Gene Ontology annotation, biological process: sodium ion transport; transmembrane transport.